GCCGAAGAUGUCGGCUCAGUCAUGUGAUCAGCUGUGUCCAAUCACAGCUGAUCACAUCAGUGCCACCUGUCAGUUUUCAUCAAUGCCAACUGUCAGUGCUCAUCAAUGCCACCUGCCAGUGCCCAUCAGUGCCACAUCAAUGUCACACAUCAGUGCCUACCAGUGCACGUCAAUGCCACAUAUCAGUGCCCAUCUGAGCUGCCUUUCAGUGUCACCUAUCAGUGCCAGUCAGUGCCACCUAUCAAUGCCAGUCAGUGCCACCUAUCAGUGCUGCCAAUCAGUGCCGCCU
Molecule: messenger RNA, 289 nt
Organism: Staurois parvus
Lineage: Eukaryota; Metazoa; Chordata; Amphibia; Anura; Ranidae
Source: the annotation of a GenBank genome assembly